ACUAUUUCAGUCUUUUGGAGCGUCCUCUAAUUUCAAUGCAGUUUCCCGCCUAUAAAAGGCGAAGACCUGUUCUGCUCGUCUAGCGGCACAAACUAUAGAAGCCGUCUCUAUAACGUUCACAUUUGAGGAACCUUCUACAUUUUCCUCAAUUCCAGCCCUCUUCUGGAAAGCUUAAACUUGGUGCGAGCAUGGAUAAAUCAGACCCGAAACUUUGCAGGUAGUCUGACCAAUUUAUCAACGUUCCCUCCAAUCUGGGCGCACAGUUUCCUAGAAAUUGUUGUAUUCCCACCUCAAUUUCUCCUGCAACUCAAAGGUCAGAGAAACUUUACGCGGAUUCAAUUUCACCAUGGGAAUUAAGGGCCUAACUAAGCUUUUGGCCACUCAUGCUCCCAAAUCUUUGAAGGAGGAGAAGCUGGAGACCUACAAGGGGAAGAUGAUUGCAAUUGAUGUCAGCAGAAGUGUCUACGAGUUCCUUAUUGUUGUAGGGAGAAAUGGACAUGGAGCCCUUACAAAUCAAUUUGGUGAAGUGACAAGUCAUUUGCAGGGUAUGUUUUAUCGGGCAGCGAGAUUGUUAGUUGCUGGGGUGAUGCCUACAUGCAUUCUGCAUGGCAGCUUUGUUUUUGAUGGAAAGCCUCCGUAUCUGAAAAAAGAUCUUCUCAUGACAAGGAUUCCAACACAGGGAGAAGUGCUAUACAAUACGACACAAGCAAUUAAUCUAGGUGAAAGGGUGGAUAUUGACAAAUGUAGCAAAGAAACAGUUAAGGAUCUGGAAAAACACUUAAGGGCUGGGAUGUUGGAGGACAAGGCGACAAGGCAAAGCGAGGAAACGUGGAUGACUCCAACAGUACCAGUCAUUCAGGUUACCAAAAAACAGAAUGAGGAUUGCAAAUUACUUCUAACACUCAUGGGAAUACCUGUGCUUCAGGCUCCUUCUGAAGCAGAGGCAGAAUGUGCAUCUUUAUGCAAAGUUGGUAAGGUAGAUGCUGCAGCGUCUGAUGAUACAGAUUUGCUAGCAUUUGGAACUCCACGAUUUCUCCGGCAUUUGACUGACUCUCCCUCAAGAAAAAAUCCAGUUAUCGAGUUUGAGUUAUCCAAGGUGUUGGAUGAGCUGAAUCUUUCGAUGGAUCAAUUUGUGGAUAUGUGUAUCCUUUGUGGGUGCAGCUAUUGUGAGACCAUAGGAGGUAUUGGGCCACAAACAUCGUUAAAGCUUAUUCAGGAGCAUGGUUCGAUAGAGAAGAUCUUGGAUAAUAUUGACAAAGAUAGGUUUCAAAUUCCAGUGCACUGGCCUUAUCUACAAGCUCGAUCCAUUUUCAAGGAACCCCAAAUAACUCCUUUGGAAUACCAAUCGAAAUUGGAGUGGUCGGCUCCAGAUGAGGAGGGAUUGAAGAAAUUUCUUGUUGAUGAAAAUGGAUUCAGUUUUGAGCGAAUCAUGAAGGUGAUAAAGAAGAUCAAAUCAAUCAAGAGUACAUCUGAAAGAAGCCUUGUGUAAACUUAUUUUGGCCAAGAAAGCGUGUUUCAGGUACCUAUGCUUUUCUCAGUAAACAUGUUUGAACUAUGUUGUUAGAUUCCUUCUCCAUUUGAUAUCAAUCAUUUUGUGUAACUCAUAGUAUUAUCAUGCGAAGAAAUGUUAUUUAGGACAUAUUUAAUGUUGUAAAAAAAUCUGUUCUGUAUAUAUAUGCUGGUUUUGUAACAAUAGGCAUUCAAUCAAUUCUCGUCAUCCACAUGCUUUGGAAAUGAGGUUUUUGAAGGUAAUCUUUAACAGGUUGUAUUUUCUGAAGUGCGGUCUUAAAAGUUUUAUAGUAAUCUUGAUGAAUGUAUCAUAGAGAAGCAUAGUAUCUUAGGCCAAAUUUUGUAGUGGACGUGAAGGUUUAGAGUGAAUUUUUUCCAUAUACAAUAGAAUUUACAUUUUCAAGACACCAUUUCUCAUCAAUCCAUAAUUUGUAUGA
Molecule: messenger RNA, 1946 nt
Organism: Cryptomeria japonica (Japanese cedar)
Lineage: Eukaryota; Viridiplantae; Streptophyta; Pinopsida; Cupressales; Cupressaceae
Product: flap endonuclease 1-B
Exons: 17
Coding region: 347-1489 (380 amino acids)
Molecular function (GO): DNA binding; 5'-flap endonuclease activity; 5'-3' exonuclease activity
Source: RefSeq, a predicted model, not a curated record